CCGUUUACUCCAUAAUAAAACCAAGCCACGGAACGCCCUUCUCCGUCUCUCUAGCUCGAGUCGAGGCGUCGUUUGCCGCCAUGGAUGCUGUUUAUCGUUUAACCAUCUUCUCCUCCUAUCCUUCUCUCCCUCUUAACCACAAACCCGAUCCAUCCUUCUAUGCUCGGGUCAUUACGUCGAACGCCUCUCCUUCGUUCGUGGCCGCGCGGCCGCCGCGGCCGCUCACGCACCGGAUCAGCACGGCGUGGACGCGGAGGGCGAAGCCGGAUUCCGGAGCGAGCAAAGAUCGGAUCCAAGAAGAGUAUCCGGGAGCCGAGAAGGAGGGAGAGGACGGUGCCCGCGUUCGCAAAGAGGAGGAGUUGGAGGUAUUGGAGGAGGAGGCGAUAGCGGGGAGGGACGAGGGGCGGGCGCCCACCGACUACGACCGGCGGGCCCACAUCUUCUCGGAGAGCUCCCGGGUGUUCCAGGCGCUCAAGGACCGCAACGGCCAACCCACCACCGAUGAUAGCAAGAAUCGCCGUUCCGAAUAAAGCCGCGAUGGCCCGGACCCAUUCGCCGGCCUCCCCCCUCAAUCUCUUUAUCGAUGGUUAAAAAGGGGUCUGAGGCAGCUACACCGCAGCCGAUGGGCAGGAGGUGGUGGACGGGCCCAGGCCUACCCAAAAAUGAAGAUAUGCAAUUAAAAAAAGGCGAGAAUGAGUAGGAGGAUGUGAUGAAUGUAGUUUUUAGUAUCUUAAUGAUUUUAUAUGAUAGAUAACGAUGUUGUUUGCUUUUUGUUUGAAAGUUGUAAUGAUGUUGUUUCUCAAAGUAUGCAUGUUAAAGAGAUUUUUCUCCCAUGACGGAGAGAGGAAAA
This is a messenger RNA of Elaeis guineensis (African oil palm), 850 nucleotides long. RefSeq lists its product as uncharacterized. Gene Ontology annotation, cellular component: chloroplast. The record is from RefSeq and is a predicted model, not a curated record. Lineage: Eukaryota; Viridiplantae; Streptophyta; Magnoliopsida; Arecales; Arecaceae.